AUGUCUACGUCUAGCACAAGCGACAGCACCAAACCACUCCCCCACUCCGAGGACUACCUCCUUUUCAAGCGCUAUGCCUCUAUCACCUUUGUUGUCGCGGCGCCGAUACUCAUCGCCCUCCCUCCGCGAAAGCUAGAUCUAUACAGCGUUUCCCUGGCCUCCGCGUUCUUCUUCUCUGCAAACUACUUGACGGCCGACCAGACCGGUAAAAGCAUCAUGCAGCGCCUCGGAGCACGUUUCGAGGGCCAGAAGCCACCUAGCAUCUUCAGAGACCUGCCCACUGAGAGGGCGGAGGAGGUGAGGGAGCAGAUACGCCGUGCGAGAGAGGCUGCGAGACAGCAGGAGUUUCAGCGGCAGCAGGCGCAGAAGGGCGCGGAGAAGGAGGAUGGUGGGCCCGUGCUGGCUGAGUUGGGGAAGAAGAUAUGGAUGGGUGAGGAGACGGAGGGAUGGAAGGAGAAGCGGAUGGAGGAGGAGAGAAAGGCGCUGGAGGAAGGAAAAGGGUACGGCGAUUUGAUCAUGGAUCAUAUCCGGGAUGCCAUUGGGGUGAACAAAUAUACCAGUGACAGCGAAAGAACGGAUGAGAAGAAUGCAGAACCGUGAAAGAAAAAGAAAAAUCAAAGGAAUUGAAAGCAGCUACGCCGUGCUUUCACAAGUCCACUCUGGUGCUCAGGGGGAAACGUGAAGGCACUCCAGUUCGACUGUUGGGUUAUGUGGCCCGUCGGAGCCUACACAGUCGCUGGCAUGGAAAUCUGGCAUUGGGCAAGUUCAGCAUCACGUCCCACGCAACCCACCCGGGCGCACCCGUCGCAGACUUUGAGUGAAAUCAUCAAAACCAAAACGACGGGAAGAGCCC
Molecule: messenger RNA, 853 nt
Organism: Coccidioides posadasii C735 delta SOWgp
Lineage: Eukaryota; Fungi; Ascomycota; Eurotiomycetes; Onygenales; Onygenaceae
Source: RefSeq, a predicted model, not a curated record